Messenger RNA from Haliotis rubra (blacklip abalone), 4476 nucleotides. RefSeq lists its product as uncharacterized. Bases 181 to 2556 code for a protein of 791 amino acids. NCBI's taxonomy places the organism in Eukaryota, Metazoa, Mollusca, Gastropoda, Lepetellida, Haliotidae. The transcript has 13 exons. The record is from RefSeq and is a predicted model, not a curated record.
GUGAACACUCGUGGCUCGAUAUGGGCCCAGGCCUUAUUCAAUACAACGCUGGCCUCGGAUAGACGCGGAUGUCAGACUUCUCUGUGUGAACUUGCAUGAGGAAUACUUCCCAAGUUGGUGUGGAUUAACUUUACGUUAAAGUGUUACUAAAGGAGCCCUUGAGCUGUGUGUGUGACACGGAUGUAUUCGAUCAUGGCGUCAAGUUGUGAGGCAACGUUGUUACUUACACUGGCUCUUUUACCGGGUAUGGCAGUUGAGGUGAAGACAUUCCUUGGUUUAUUCGUCCGUAUGCCCCUACUCAAGUUGUCGGAUCAACCGUCCCGUGUGUACACCAACUGCACCGUAGAGGCAUGUGCCCGCUACUGCACACAAGAAACUCGCUUUGACUGCCAGUCGUUUGACGUGGAUAACUCACUGAUGAGGUGCAUGCUGCAUAACGUCAGUCACGAGAAAGGCGUGUUGCAGGUAGCACACGUCACAGAUCACUACAGAAGUGCCUUUGAAAAACUCUUUAAUCGCCUACCAAACCACGUAGUUACAUUACGUCAUAAUCGUAAAGUAUCGCGCGUCAGCGUGGAGGAGUGUUCACGAAGGUGUGUUUUUGAAGUUGGAUUUAAGUGUGAAGGUUUUGACUAUGAGCCUGAGCUCAGGAGUUGUUGGCUGACAGAAGACACCCCGGAGACGGCAGGCGGAGUGAGGAGUCACAAGGGAGCAGACUAUUACAGGAGAUCCCCGGAAGGCCCACUGAGCAAGUUUGUGUGUUACGGAAGUGGAUCGUUGCCAUCGCUGGAAGGACAUCAAAUAUAUAAUCGGGUUAUGCUUGGAGUGACUCUGGAUGCCUGUGCACAGCUGUGUACAUCUGAGCAAACGUUUGAGUGUUGUAGUUUUGACUACUACUUCGUGGAGAAGGCUUGUCACAUGAGCCAAUAUAUUGCUGCCAAUGUGAACGGUUUGACCCGGGAUCACAUAGAUCACAACGCCGUCAUGCACUACGAGAAGAAAGCCCCCUACCUCGAUUACUUCUACCCUACUCCAUAUGCUGUUGUCUUGGGCAAUAACGAGCGGACCUUCGAGCGAGUGACGCCCAACAGAUGUGCACGCAGCUGUCUCGAAGAGACCAAGUUUGUCUGUCGUUCCUUCGAUUAUCAGAUACAAGAUGCCUCCUGUAUGCUGAGUUCCAAGACCGGAAGUGACGUAGGAGGCCUAUACGAUCAAGGAUCUGCCCAAGUUCAUCAUUUCGAAAUGAAGCCAUUUCUAGACUGUGGCGGUGUGAUGACUACUGCAACUGGUAAUUUCGCUAGCCCGAACUGGCCCCGGAAAUAUGCACACCAUCUGAACUGUUCCUGGCACGUCAGUGUACCUCAACACAAGAUAGUCCACUUUACUUUCACUCACUUAGUCCUGGGACGCAAGACGCACAACCCGUGUGAUGAUGUCAAUGAUAAGCUGAUGGUUAUGGAGAUGACGUCACAUGGGCCAGUGCGGUUCUGUGCAGAUCAGAAUAUUGGUUCCUACGUGAGUCAGUCCAACAACAUAACCAUUCAGCUGGUCACCAAUGGUCAGCACGAUGCACAGGGAUUCAGAGUGUUCUAUGAAACAGACUGGCCCUGCCACGCCCUGCUGACAACGGACUUCGGUGAGUUUGCCUCCCCAGGGUGGCCCCAACAAUAUGCGGCCGACCAGACAUGUGUGUGGACUAUUACAGCGCCCCCUGACGCCAGGGUGUUUCUACACUUCACAAACAUAGACUUCCCCAAAUAUGGCUUAGGGCGAUGUAAUGAACACUACGACAGCGUGGAAGUGUACGACGGAGAAUCGCCCGCUGCCGCUCGCCUUACCAUCCUGUGUGGAUCCGAGGCCCCCUCCUCCAUCACAUCCCGCUACAACACAUUACUGGUCAAGUUCCAUUCGGACUCUUCGAAGGAAAGAACCGGAUUCCAUGCAACCUAUAAAUUCCUGUACAAAGUGACCAGUUCCCCCAGUAUAGUGACCACAACCUCAGUUCGGCUUGGGGUGAAGGUGCAGCAGGAACGCCCACAACACAACGACACCUCUCUUCAGAGUGCACUUACCGCGGACUUUCUGGAACCAACGUAUGACUUCUCCAACAGUGAGCAUGGUUUGGCCAGUCCUGCAGAUAUAACCACCACACGUGAUAUGCAGAGACGUGAAGGUGAGAACGGUGGAGUUCUGGUAGGCGUGAUGGAUGACGAGACUCCAGAUCAAGACAAGAAGUACCUGUACAUCAUGUGGACGCUCGUCACCUCGCUCUUUGUCAUGCUUAUCAUCGUCAUCAUCGUCCUCGUGGUUGUCUGCAGAUAUUACAAGCGAAGACUGCCAAAGCGCCGCAAUGUCCCUAACUAUGCCUUCACCGAGGUGAACCUCUCUCUGUAUGAGAAAGACAACAUGCUGAACGCCCAGUGUGAAGACAGUGAGACACAAGAGAGUCCGGCUUGUGGCAGUGAAUUCAACUCAGAGGAAGUCUCGUUCUACAACCCGCUGUAUGAACAGAGGUUUCCUAAAACCGUAGACAGUGAUGACGGCAACCCGUGCUAACACUGCUCCACAUGAGAACUACUGAUGUGUUGGUGCUGAUAUCUUCCCUGCCACGUCUACCUGCAUCAGUGUUGCCAGGUGUCCGAACCCAAUUAUGCUUACUGGAAACAUCACAGAGUGAGACAUUUCUGUCGAUCCGGGGUAACAAGAUGAACGUGGUGGUUCCAGAGACAGCAGGGAGUACAGUGAUUUCACUACACUAUGCCAAAGCACACACUUAUCAUCUCUGGCGCCAGAUAAAUAUUUUAACAACUUCAGCCAUUUUCAAUUACGGGAUCUGUUUGCGUAAAUGAAAUCUCAAUUCGCACAGCGAGACUGUAGAAAGGUGGGAUAUCGAGUGUAACAUAAAUUCGUGACAUUUCCGUGUAUAGAUGGUUAGUAGACUUCUGGCAUUUACUAAGGAGGUGUCAGUGCAUUGUACUGUCCAUACAGGAUGCAAGUAUGUUACGAUAACAGGGCAUGUUACAGACAUUAGCAAGCAUUCGACAUGUGUCGACAUUCCAGUGCAUGUUACAGUUUGUAUCAAGAGAGUGUCGUUGCUAGUGCAUGUUACAGACUUUAUCAAGCCAGUGUCGAGAUGACAGUGGUUGUUACAGAUUUUAUCAAGCAAGCGUGUCGACAUUGCAGUACAUGUUACAGAUUGUAUCAAGCCAGUGUCGAGAUGACAGUGGUUGUUACAGAUUUUAUCAAGCAAGUGUGUCGACAUUGCAGUACAUGUUACAGAUUGUAUCAAGCCAGUGUCGAGAUACCAGUGCUUGUUACAGAUUUUAUCAAGCAAGUGUCGACAUUGCAGUACAUGUUACAGAUUGUAUCAAGCCAGUGUCGAGAUACCAGUGCAAGUUACAGAUUUUAUCAAGCAAGUGUGUCGACAUUCCAGUACAUGUUACAGAUUGUAUCAAGCCAGUGUCGAGAUACUAGUGAUUAUUACAGAUUUUAUCAAGCAAGUGUGUCGACAUUGCAGUACAUGUUACAGAUUGUAUCAAGCCAGUGUCGAGAUACCAGCACAUGUUAGGGAUUUUACCAUGCACAUCUCCAGAUACGGAGUGGAAACUUUCUUUUAUAGAAAGUAUACGCAAUAGUGGAAUUCGUCGGUGCAUACACAGUUAUUACUUCCCGUGGGACGUUAUACAGAAAGGUACUAUUCUUUGGAUAACAUGCGCCAUUGUGUCAUUCAUGUGAGAUCUGUAAAUAGAACAUUACUCUAACGUGUUGUAAAGCUGAAUCAGUCAUUUGUGAGAUGUAUGUUACUGCACGUGUAAUGUGAACCAUACUGUUUUCACCAUUCGUUCACAUGCGUUCGACUGUUCUAUCAAAGAGAGACUAUUUAUGUUCCUGUAUAUUUUCUUAUCUUACAUAGUUGGAUUUGAUGUAACCGAAUAUACGUUAUUCGUUCGUUGAAAAUAUUCUAAGCAGUCCUGUGUCAUGCUGAAAUAGUAUCUCACUGAGGCUGCUCCGAUAACGAUGGUCCCCACAACACAGGUGAUUGUGUUAAGGUUAAGGUUCCAGGUUUAGUGUGGAAAAUGCACAACAUAUUUGUUAGCUCCAGGCCCCUGACUGGAUAGGUUGCCGGCAGUGGAGAAGCACCCUUGGCCUUCGCGACUCCGUUAAAAGCAUCACAGCCGUAAUUGCCAGACGCUACCCCCGGUCCUGUGUGAGCUGUGAGAUCAAUUCAGUGGAAGACAGGAGUAUCGUGUGCGACACUCAUAUCCGAUGCUUCACCAGGGCAGCUAGAUGCAGUCUGUUGUAUCACUCUACUCUGUUGAAAGUGAUCGCAACAAGUCCAUGAGUAAAUUCUCAGUCAAUGGACAGUGUGCGAAAUCAUUUCCAAAUGUUGCUAGCUAGUCGGUCUAACUAUGCCUGAAAGUUACUAGGCCACAAAAUAAUUCACUAGCCCGAAAUUUGAAUGUAGAAACUAAGGAA